AUAGAUAAGGAUGCCAGACGCAGAAAAGCACAAACAGCACAUAUCGUCGCAAUUACAGUUAUUAUUGUUGUUGUUGUCGUCGAACAGCAGCAGCAGCAGCAAAUGUGUUGAUAAUAUACAUUCUCAGCCUGUCUAAAUGGCCAGAGAAAUGCAAUUGAAAUUGCCAUCGAGCUACCAGCUACACAACGGCAGUUAAUACCAGCAGCAGCAGUAGCGCCUACGCCUCUCAACUACAACAGCAGCAGCAGCAGCAACGAAAGAAAGUUACGUGAACAAAAUCAUCACAAGAACUUCGACACAAAAAAAAACUCAUUGUGUGAAAUGACAGCAAAGACGAACUACAACAAAAUUAACAAGAAGAACAAAAACAGCCAGUUGCAAUGAAUGUGAAGAAACGGCCACGUCUGGAGCUGGCCACAGCUGCAACAACAACAACAACACCAACGCCACUAACAACAACAGCAACAACAACAACAGACGUCGCACUUUAUGGGAACGUUAAUGGAAAUCUGAGCAGCACAACAAAUGGUUUAUUUCUGACCAGCAGCGUUGUGGGUGGCAUGGGAAUGGGAAUGGGAAUGGGAGACGGUGCUCAAAUCUAUUUGACCAUUUGUGGCGACGAUGACAACUCGAAUGAAUCUCAAGAGUUUUAUGCCAUCGAGAGCAUUAAGCAGGAGCCCGAUUUGGAUGCAUUGCAUGCGGCACAUUGCAUGCUGCCCACAAAUCUGCAGCUGCCAACUGGUUGUGAAAUCUAUUUAGUUAAGGACAACACGACUGCGACGGCUGCUGCAACAACAAUAGCCGCAACAACAACAACAACAACAGCUAACAAGAUAAACCACAGCAGCCACAACAAUGAGCACUUGGCGUCCAUCAAACUGGAGCCGGACUCCACGAAUGUGUUGUUCAUGAGUGGCGGUGGCGGUGGCGGUGGCAACAACAACAACAGUAGCAACGGUAAUUUAAUUGUGGCCAAUAAGGAUACGGCUGCAGUAGCGCCAUCUGUCGGCGGCAACUACAAUGUUAAGCUCGAUGCGUACAAGAAACGCGACGAUAAACGUCGUGCCACCCAUAACGAGGUGGAGCGACGUCGCCGCGAUAAAAUCAAUUGCUGGAUCUUUAAGCUGAAGGAGAUGCUGCCAACGGAUGGCAAUCGUUAUAAGCCAACAACGAACAGCAUGGCCGAUAGCUUAGAGACGACGACAACGACGGCAACGGCGACGGCAUCGCCAACUACGACGAGCAGCAGCAGCAGCGUGAAAAGUAAUCCAAAUGCAAAUGGAAGUGCAAAUGGACGCACACCGCCCAACGAUUCGAAAUCGCAAAUACUGAUCAAGGCCUGUGACUAUAUUAAAAGCAUGCAAAACGAAAUCGAUAACUUACGCGACUGUUUGCGAGAGGCGGAGAGUCUGCGUUUGAGCAAUCAGGCAUUGCGCGAUGAGCUGCAGCAUCUGAAGCAACAACAGGAGCUGCAGGAGCGUUUCAAUACCGCUGGCGGUUCAUUCAACGUAACGCUCAAUUCGCUGAAUAGCUCAGCUACUAGUGACCUCUUCGAUGGCAUCGAUACGGCACCAAAUCUAUCAACGGUCUCAUCGAUUAAUUUCACCAAACGCGGCCUCAUCAUCGCUGACUACGAUGAGUGAAGUGCGCGCGUGCGCGCCAUAUUUGAAUUUCAUUCGAAUUCAAAGAAACAAAACUAUCCAACCAUCAUCAAUCAUUACUAUUAUUACUCAACCAAAGAAGAGAACAACAGUAGUCAUUAUAUUAACAUUUAUAUACAUACGUGUACAUACAUAUGUUUGUGUGUAUGUGCCAUAAUCUCAAUAAUAUUAUAGAUGGAUGGAUGGAUGAGGGUGAUGCGGGCGCUGCUUCGGUUGCAGCCGAAGAAAUCUUUAUUGUUAUCGCUGAUAUUUCUUCCGUUUGUGGUAACACACACCUAUUGUUGUCAUCCCCUUCCUUCUUACUUCCCGCAUAUUAGUACAAUACAGUAUAUAUACAUAUACAAUCAUUACACAUAUUUACAUGUUGUCUAUUUAAACAAAACAAAACAUAA
Drosophila sulfurigaster albostrigata is the source of this 2053-nucleotide messenger RNA. RefSeq lists its product as uncharacterized. NCBI's taxonomy places the organism in Eukaryota, Metazoa, Arthropoda, Insecta, Diptera, Drosophilidae. The transcript has 2 exons. The record is from RefSeq and is a predicted model, not a curated record. Gene Ontology annotation, molecular function: DNA-binding transcription factor activity, RNA polymerase II-specific; RNA polymerase II cis-regulatory region sequence-specific DNA binding; protein dimerization activity. The coding region runs from base 381 to 1643 and encodes 420 amino acids. Gene Ontology annotation, biological process: regulation of transcription by RNA polymerase II.